AUGAAGGUCAACGAGCAUACCGCGCUUUCAACCCCAACGGUCCUCUUGGUGCCUUACUCGGAGUCUCACGUCACAACCUACCAUGAAUGGAUGAAAGACGAAUCCAUCCAAGAGGCCACGGCAUCGGAGCCGCUCUCGCUAGAGGAGGAGUAUGCCAUGCAAAGGUCAUGGCGGAAUGACAGAGACAAGCUGACGUUUAUUGUCUGCCUGCCUCUUUCCAACUCUCCAAACGACACCUCAGAUUCUGUACGGCCUGGCGAAUUCGACAACGAAGACCGCAUGAUCGGCGAUAUCAACCUCUUCCUCUUCGAUCCCGACUCUGAGGAGAUGGAGCAGGACGUCGAAGCGAUCACUCCAGGCGUCAAAGGCGUGGUCGGUGAGAUAGAGCUCAUGAUCGCCCGGAAGGAUUUUCAACAAAAGGGAUACGGCAGAGCGGCUGUUUUGACCUUCAUCGAUUACAUCUUGACGCACUGGAACUUGAUCGCGGCUGAGUAUGCUCGGGAUUCUGUGCCGCCUCAGCUGAGUUUCUUGAGGGUGAAGGUGCAGAAAGGCAACGCGGGAAGCAUCAGGUUGUUUGAGAGUCUGGGUUUCAUUAGAACGGUCGAGGAGGCGAAUUACUUUGGAGAAGUGGAGCUGCGGUGGUUGCCCGACCUGGGAAGUCUCAGGAAAGGGAAAGGCUGGGACGGGAGUGUGGAAAUAAAGUACGGGUCAUAA
This is a messenger RNA of Zasmidium cellare ATCC 36951, 714 nucleotides long. RefSeq lists its product as uncharacterized. Gene Ontology annotation, molecular function: N-acetyltransferase activity. The record is from RefSeq and is a predicted model, not a curated record. The transcript has 2 exons. Gene Ontology annotation, biological process: protein acetylation. The coding region runs from base 1 to 714 and encodes 237 amino acids. NCBI's taxonomy places the organism in Eukaryota, Fungi, Ascomycota, Dothideomycetes, Mycosphaerellales, Mycosphaerellaceae.